Mesocricetus auratus (golden hamster) is the source of this 11780-nucleotide messenger RNA. It is a transcript of the gene Fam135b, whose product is annotated as family with sequence similarity 135 member B. The transcript is spliced from 20 exons. Lineage: Eukaryota; Metazoa; Chordata; Mammalia; Rodentia; Cricetidae. The record is from RefSeq and is a predicted model, not a curated record. The coding region runs from base 705 to 4904 and encodes 1399 amino acids.
UUUGGCCUUAGGGCAGCCUGGCGCAUCUAGGCUCUUCUGGCUGACAGAAGUGGGGAGCAGGAGGGGCGCCUCCUAGCCAGUCGCACAGUCUACCGCGGUACGCAGAAGCUGCAGGAGCAGAGCCGGGCAGCCAGGAGGGCUCUCUAGGCCUUGAGCGCGCGCGCCGUGUGGUUCUGGAGUCUGGCCUUAGGUCCCGAUGGGGGAAGGAGAAGCACAAGGGCGCUGAGGUGAGCAGAGCUCGGAGACUCAGCUAGGGCUCAAGUGCAGGCUCCCAUUCUUCUCUCGAGCGGGAGGAGAAUUCCCUUAACCACAUUCACAACCUUGCUUCGGGCACGUUAGCUGGGUCUGCCAGGAGGCCGAGGUGGCCGGCAGCUGUUGCACCAAGAGGGGGCAGCUGCGGAGUUCCAUAACCAUAGCAACCGCAUCAGUACCAAGGCGGCAGUGGCAGCGGCGGCAGGCGGCGGCGGCGGCGGCGGCGGCGGCAGCGGCAGCGAGGGCAGCAUCUGCUUGCUCCUCCUCCAGGCAGCAUCACAGUGGAGACCUGAGACACAGCUCGUUUGCAGGUGCAGUGGACUCCUUGGUCCGCCCACAGUCGCUGCCAGUGUGAAGGUGAGACGAAGAGAGAGGAACCAAAGCUGCAACUGGGCCCUAGGAGGUGAGGAGAGAGCCCUGCAGUAGGAGACAGGUAAUGAACCGGAAAGAUCAUGUCUGAAGUACAAGGAACAGUUGAGUUUUCUGUAGAGCUACAUAAAUUUUAUAAUGUGGAUCUCUUUCAGAGAGGGUAUUACCAGAUCCGAGUGACCUUGAAAAUGUCCACAAGGAUCCCCCACAGACUGAGUGCUUCCAUCGUUGGCCAGUCAGAGAGCAGCAACCUGCAUUCAGCCUGUGUCCAUGAGACUGCUGUGCACAGUCGAGUCUUCCAGAUCUUAUACAGGAAUGAAGAAGUUCCCAUAAAUGACGCCAUGCUCUUCCGGGCUCAUUUCCUCUUAGAUGGUGAGAGGAUAGAAGACGCACUGAGUGAGGUCGGGUUUCAGCUCAAGGUGGACCUGCACUUUGCGGAGAGUGAGCAGCAGCUGAGAGAUGUGACUGGGACACCGGUGACCAGCAGUCGCACACUUGGCCUGCACUUUCACCCCAGGAGAGGUCUGCACCAUCAAGUCCCUGUCAUGUUCGACUACUUCCACCUGUCGGUGAUCUCAGUGACCAUCCAUGCUGCCCUGGUGGCUCUGCAGCAACCUUUGCUCAGUUUCACCCGUCCAGGAAGAGGCUCCUGGUUAGGGAAAGGUGGCCCAGACACAGGACCAGAACAGCCCGUUAUUUCUCUGGAGAACUUGGUCUUCGGAGCUGGAUACUGCAAGCCAACUUCCUCAGAGGGAAGCUUCUACGUCCCCUCAGAGAACUGCAUACAACAUGCCUACAAAUGGCACCGGGACCUCUGUCUGCUGCUCCUCCAUGCCUAUCGGGGCCUCCGACUCUACUUUCUGGUCAUCAUGAGAGACAUUCCUGAGCUGCCCACCAUAGAGCUGGAGGCCCUCGCUGUUGAAGAAACACUCUCUCAACUGUGCUCAGAGUUACAGAUGCUGAAUAACCCGGAGAAGAUAGCUGAGCAGAUCAGUAAGGAUCUUGCCUGGCUGGCCUCCCAUUUGAUGUCUCUGUGGACCCAAUUCUUGGAUACAGUGACUCUGCACUCCCAAGUGACCACUUAUCUCACCCAGGAACACCAUACUUUGAGGGUCCGAAGGUUUUCUGAAGCUUUCUUUUACAAGGAGCACCAAAAACUUGCAGUCUUGACCUUUCAGGAAAACCUGAUACAGAUGCACAGCCAGCUAUCCCUGGACAUCCGGAACUCAGAGUACCUCACCAGCAUGCCCCCACUGCCCGCAGAGUGCCUGGAUAUUGAUGGUGACUGGAACACCCUGCCCGUUAUCUUUGAGGACAGAUAUGUAGACUGCCCUGUCUCAGGACAUAAUUUGAGUGUUUAUCCAAAUUUUGAUGCCCCAGUGACAAGUCCUGCAAUAAUGAAUCUAAAAAGGAAAGAAAAGAACAUUAUAAAUCAAAAAUCACCUUCAAAGAAGGACCUUCCAUUAUCUACUAAAAAAGUACCCCAGUUGGACUCUGAUGAGAAUGUUACUAGUUGUCCAGAGAUGGAAGAGAAUGUCUCCACACAGAAUUCUGUGGAUGUGUGCUCAGAAUCUCAGGUGUAUCUGACCAUUGGUGAAUUUCAAAACAAAGCAGUCAUGCCUAAAGAUGAAUGCUGGACUGACCCAAGGUGUGAUGCUGUGAGAGAUUCAGAUGUGGACAUGCACAGGAGUCCAUGCCGUGAGGAUGGGAAGGCCCCAGAAUUAACCUACAUUGAUGUGAAAUCUAGCCAUAAGAACCAUCCUCGAGCUGAGCCCAUGCAGGGCCCUAGUGUGCAUCAUGAGCACAGGAGGUCUAGGGAAAGCUAUGAUAUUAUUAAGACUCUGCCAAGCAAAGUUAUAGCAGGAAUAAAUCAGAAUAAUGCCAUCAAUGUAAACCAAACAGCUGCCCUUGAUUUCAGGACUCUAGGAAGGGGAGCAGACCAGGAGGAAAAGCCUGUGCUGCUGAGCCUGAAGCUCACCCCUGCUGAGUCCUGUGACCCAUUGAGUACUGCUCUAAGGGAACCAUUAAACACCAUGUCUUCCCUUCAGGACAAUACAGAAGAGCAGGAAGAUCUGUCAGUGCUCUCUGGCAUCAUCAAGAGGUCAGCCUCCAUCAUAUCUGACUCAGGCAUUGAAAGUGAACCAAGCUCUGUUGCCUUGUCUGAGGUCCGAAGCAGGGCCCUGGAGUUACCCAGUGAUCGUGAAGUUUUACACAAAGUGGUUCAAAGGCAUGUCCACCACAGGAACUCUUUAGAGGGUGGUCAUACAGAAAGCAACACCAGUCUGCCCAGUGGCAUUCAGGCUUCUCUUACCUCUAUCAGCUCUUUGCCUUUUGAAGAUGAGGAGCGGGAGCUGGCACUUACUAAGCUAACCAAGUCUGUCUCUGCACCCCAUAUUAGCAGCCCAGAGGAUACUACUGAAGGUGCAGACGCCAUGAAGAACACAGGAGGAUUUUCUGAAGACAUAGGCAUUUCUAACAAGGACAACACUUCACCUGGACACAGUUCUCACUAUUAUCAUGGCUCUAGGGUCCAGGAUAUCAGGGCGGGACAUUCCCUUGCAGAUAUAUCUAUAGAUUCUGACAGACCCCAGGGCCCUGGGUACAUAGACAUCCCCAAAAGUAAAGAGAAUCAGUCUGAUCUUCAAGGACCCUGCAGUCUGGAUGGCAUGGCUGAGAACCCAUCAAUUGUUGAAACCAAAGGUCUUAACUUAAAAAUACCAUGUACUAUAGUGCUUGAAAAUUCUAGAACCAGAUCUUUUCAUAGAGCAGCAAUAGAAACCACAAAAGCCAAACCUAAAGAAUUGAGUGGGGGUAAACACAUACUUGCCAAUAAUAGCAUCUUAGAAGCUGGGGCUGUGUCUCACCACAGGGUGCCUCAAAUCAGUAGUGCCCCAGCUGUUGAAGCUGUCCACUUGAAAUCUACAGGUGUACAAAAUGGUUCAUCAAGUGUUAAUGAUACCAUGGCAUUGAAUAGAAGACAUAAUGCCUCUCUGGAGGUCAAUCAUGAAGCAGGCACUGUGUGCCCCACUGUGACUCACUCUAUUGCCUCCCAAAUGUCACGGAACCAAGAGAUGAAGACAGGAACUUCCUUCUCUGGGUCCCCCUUGAACUCCUCAGAGGUCUUUACUCUGGACAGCCUAAAAGCAGUGGAGGUUGUUAACUUGUCUGUGUCUUGUACUGCCACAUGUCUCCCUUUCUCAUCUGUACCCAAGGAGACCCCUGCCAAGGCUGGACUGUCUUCCAAACAAAGCCUAACCCCCAUUACUCAUCAACCUCUGGGGUCUUUUGGAGUUGUUUCUGCCCAUUCCAGCAACUUGGAGGAAGUCAGUGAAAGGAUGUUCAGUUUUUAUCAGGCCAAAGAAAAGUUUAAAAAAGAACUGAAGAUUGAAGGAUAUCUGUACAGUGACUUAUCUGUACUAGCUUCUGAUAUACCAUAUUUCCCACCAGAGGAAGAGGAAGAAAACUUGGAAGAUGGGAUUCACCUGGUGGUCUGUGUCCAUGGCCUGGAUGGGAGCAGUGCAGACCUACGGCUGGUGAAGACUUUCAUAGAACUGGGACUCCCUGGUGGGAAACUGGACUUUCUAAUGUCUGAAAAGAAUCAGAUGGAUACAUUUGCAGAUUUUGAUACCAUGACGGAUCGAUUAUUGGAUGAGAUCAUUCAACACAUCCAGUUGUACAACCUCUCCAUAUCCAAAAUUAGCUUCAUUGGCCAUUCUCUUGGUAACAUUAUCAUCAGAUCAGUUCUCACCAGGCCCCGGUUCCGGUAUUACCUCAACAAACUCCACACAUUCCUGUCAUUAUCUGGGCCUCACCUGGGGACUCUGUACAACAACAGCACCCUGGUUAGUACAGGCUUGUGGCUCAUGCAAAAGCUGAAGAAAUCUGGCUCCCUUCUGCAGCUGACCUUCAGGGAUAAUGCUGAUUUGCGCAAAUGUUUCCUUUACCAACUUAGCCAAAAAACAGGGUUGCAGUAUUUUAAAAACGUUGUUCUGGUUGCUUCUCCCCAAGACCGGUAUGUGCCAUUUCAUUCAGCCAGGAUCGAAAUGUGUAAAACUGCCCUCAGAGACAGACACACAGGGCCUGUAUAUGCAGAAAUGAUCAACAACCUCCUGGGCCCUCUUGUGGAAGCUAAGGACUGCACUUUGAUCAGACAUAACGUGUUCCAUGCUCUGCCCAACACUGCCAACACUCUGAUUGGCCGUGCAGCUCAUAUAGCUGUGCUGGACUCAGAACUCUUCCUUGAAAAGUUUUUCUUGGUGGCAGGACUCAACUAUUUCAAGUAGUGGCCUCCAAGGAGCAGCCUGGGUGACUGACCAGAUCAGUUCAGUUCUUAGCUAUGUCAUGCUUUUCCAUACCUCUGAAUUCCAGAGUGGAGUAGAAGGAGAUGGAGGGUAUGGGAGGAUGAAGCUUCACUGGGACUGCACACUAGAGACAUUUGUAAUUUAGACACUGGGAAGGUGAACAAACAGUGUAAAAGACAACAAUGUUUUCUUGAAUUUGUUUAGCUGCCUAGAAUCUUAUUCAACAUGUUUCUAGGGACAAUGUGAGAAAAUAAGAUUACCAUUGAUGAGCUCAGCUCUAUAACCAGCCUAGCUCAUGAGAACUGAUCCAGACUAACUAGACUUUUCCCAAUCUGUUACUAGGUCAUAGCUUUAUCAUGUGUUGAUUCAAUUAAGUGCACACAAACAUUUCAGAACUCAGGUUAACUUCUGUGUGGAAGUAGGGCAUCUUCUGUAAAUAGAACUCUUAAUAGAUCAAAAAUACCACCUGUUCAAAAAAUUGUUCUAUACAUGCUCUUAUCUUCUCCAUGUUUUCUAACAAAAUCACAAGGGAAAGUGAUAAAUUCAUCUUUUGUUUUCUAGCAGCAGUAAGUAGGGUGACUUAAGGAAAGGGAAGAUAAAGGUGAUACUGCUGCUAAACACAGGUUUGGUAGAAACAGUAACAGUUGUAGGGAGCAUAUUAAACAAAUUAUUCCACCUACUUCCUUAAACUUUUUCUAUGCAUAGCCUGGUCCACAAAUUGUUUCUGUGAAUGUCUAAUGUCCUGUCUGAAAUGGAGAUGAUUGAGAGAGACUCUGCCUGGCUGAAGGAGGCAGUUGGAUGAAUGUCCUACUGACAUACUUCCAAAGAAAUGGUGUAUUAGCCUUGCAUGCAAGAGCAACUAUUCAAAACCAUUAACAUGGCCAGCUGUUUCUCUUCUCCCUGCAAGGAGAAAGACAUUCCAAGGGAGGCAUGCUGGGUAAAGAACCUCAGGGGAGCUCUAAGAAGGGUGCUGUUAUCUUUCAAUAGUGAUGUCUUCUUGCCUUAGGAAAAUAAAGGGCUAGGAAAGACCACAUUUGUAAAAAUUAAUAGAUAGCAGAGGCAAAAGUGAGAUCAGAUUGGAGAACAAAAGCCAGAAUGAAGACCCAACUUGAAGUGUUAUUGGUAAGUGACUGAUGCAGAAGUUUUGAAAAAAAAAGGAUAUUUAAAAUUGUUCCCAUCUAAGUGUAUUAUGUAGGCUAAAGUCAGAAGGAUGGACAUUUGGCUGUACAGAAGAAAUGCAUGAACCAGAGCAGCAUAGAUGAUCACAACAGAGACAGCCCCCCCUUUGCAGAAGGACCCUGCACAGUAUGGAACCCUGUCUUUCCUGGGCACCUGGACUAGAUUUCCAGGUCACUGAUCCCAUGGAAAGAAUGCUGUAGGAGUCUGGGUGCAUGUAAGAACCAUAAACCCAUACACAUGCAGUAAAUAAAUUCAGACCAUGGGAAAUGAGUUCAGGUCCUUAAUUUGCAAUCAUUAAACAUAUGGGUGGUAUUGUGAGGGGGCUGAAGGCUUUGCAAAUGUUAAUCUCCCUACAGUGGGUUCAGGAUUUCUUUGUGAGUCUUUUCUGUAUUUCUUAAUAUUGUAGUCUUAAUGUAUGCAUUUCUCAUUGGGCAUUUUCCUGAGUUCCUGAGUCAGGGAUACUUUUUCCUAGUCACACAACCCAGGAUCUUCUGACUCACACAAGUGUUGCUGCUUGGUUCAUCUGUAGCAAGUUCUCCUUUCUGGAUAUGUGUGGAGCUCUGCCCUCUGGUCUGAUAUGCUUGUUUCCUGUCAUGUUUCUAAUCCUCAUCAGCAGCAUUUGUCAAUGCUUGGCCAUUUGAAAGACCAUGUAGUACUUAUAAAGCCAGAAUGAGUCAGAUGAUCACUGUCUUUUCCAAUAAUCAGAUGUCAUUUUUAACUUCAAUAUGCAGUCUGGACUAGUGAGAACUAAUGGCAAUAACCAUUCAGCUACAUGGCACACCUAUUUAGGUGUCCUGCUGUACUUGUACACCCUAACUGGCAUCUGAUAAUCCACCAUCAUCAUGUAGAAAGUGUACUCAUGUAUUGUAAAUAAGAGCGUCAAGUAUUGUGUGUCAUGGCUUAUUUGAAAAGGCCUUUUUAUGUCUCUUUAUAUUAAAGUAUAUAUAUACAUAUAUAACAUAUAUCAAUAUACAUAAUAUAUAUGUAUAAUGUAAACAUGGGCAUUCUAUUAUUGGUUAUAAAAACGAUAAACAAAAUGCCUGCCAAGGUAAUGAGCCAGUAUGUUUUCAUCCUCAGGUCUAUUUUUGGGUUUGUUUGUAUGAUUUGUAGUUUCCCCAAACUAGUUAGAAAUAAACACUAAUAAGCUUGAGGUUAUUUGGAAUUUGUUUUUCAUGAACCAAAUAAACUCAAGGAAGGAGAUAGAAAUAUAAAGGCAGUCUUCUAGAGUCAAGUAAUGACCUCAGUGGCAGGCUGAAAUCAGAUGCAGUGCUGAAAAAAUGGGAAAGAGUAGAAGGAGAAACAUAUCCUGUACAUUUCUACAAUUCCAUGACUUUCUGAGCUUCUCUGUGUGCGAGACAGGACCACACAGAUGGGAAGUAUGACUCUUGGGAACCAAAGAGGACCUACCUGUUAUUAUGAUCUUAUCAAAGAAGAGCUGGGCUGAUGCCAUGUGAUGGAACAGGGUGUUGUACAGUUCUGAUUUCUUGGGAAGAUCAAGUAGAUAACCUUUAAAUUGGAACUCUAAGGAGAAGACCAUUCUUCCACAUCCAGCUGUCAUUGCCUUCUGCCAUGACAUCAUUCCCCCACUAAAUACAUCUGUAUCAGGGCCUGCUCUGUGCUGAAAUGCAUUGAUAACUCUGGCAGCUCAUGGCUUAGCAAAAUCAAGUGGUAAUAAAAAUUGAUGGACCUCACAGAUACUGUAGUUCUGCCCAGAGACAGAACUCCAGCUUCCAUCAGAAAAGUACCAACUCUCAGGGAUUCCUCCCCAGGGACACUUUAUGAUGAAGCCUGAACCAAGAAUAGGUCCGGUAAAGGUUUGUUUGAAGUAACCCCGAACAAAGGGAACUGAAUAAGAAAAGAAAUUAAGGGUUGGGGAGAGAUGUGUGUAAAGGACAGCACAAAGAGGAGACAAUGGCUGGUUAAAUGCACAUGGGGAACAUCUGAGCAGCCUUGACAGAAGGAAGUGUGAGAAUUCCGCAUUCAUGCAACAUUGCUUUCAUGCCAGGAAGAAGUUACCACUGUGAUCUCGGAUGCAAAGAGACUCUAAAUAAAAAUGAGAUUCCCAGGUGACUGUCUUGCCCCAUGCUCUUAUAAUACCCCUGUCCCAUGCUGGUUCUAAGAAACCUUGAUGCCCCUCCCCCGAGGUCUUGUGAGAAGUUCAUGGCCAAGCUCUUCCCACCACACAUUUUUGAACUGUCCUUUGAAGGUACAUAGCAAACAUGUCUUCUGCACUUCACAUUGAGAAACCUGAGAAGAAGACAUUAGAUAAGGUUAGAUUCACCUUUGGAUAAUUUUUAAAGAAAUGUAUAUAUAUAUAUAAUAUAUAUAAUAAAAUAUGACCACAUAUACCUCCUCUUCCCAAUUCUUCCUUCAUAACUCUUCCUUCAUAAGUCUCAAAUAAUCUCCUUCCUAACCUCAUGUCUUUUAAAACUAAGUACAGUUAGUAAUACUACCUUGUGUGCCUGGAUAUGUGACCCAUUCACUGAAGCAUGGGAAACCUAUGGUUUUAAAGGAGAAGAAUUCUCCCUUCCCCCAGAAGCUAUCAACUUCUGGUAGCUCCUUGGUGAGGAGUGAGGCCCAGAAAUCAGCUUCCCUGCCUAUGUGUAAGUUUUGCCUGGAUCUAUCUUGUAUAGGCGUUAUGGAAUUUACCAGAGCUGGAGUGAAUACAGGAACAUGAUAACCAUGUCAUAUCCAGAGACAGCAUUUCAUAGCAUUCUUUGUAACCUCCAGUUCUUAUAUUCCUCUUUCCCUGCUUUUCUGCAAUGCUCCUUGAGCCCAGUUAGUGUGCAGUAUUGAUGUAGACGUCCCAUUUCAGCUGAGCACUCAGUCUUUCGUUCUCAGCACUCUGACCAAUUAUGCAUCUCUGCAAUGACUGCUGUUCACUACAAAAGGAAGCUCCCCUGACUGACGUUGAGAGCAGGCCCUGUCUAUGGUUAUAAACACCAAUAUGUAGAAGUCAAAAUGACCAUUAUGACCUCUUAUGCCAUAGGCCUUUGACCAGCAUUGCUGUACUAGAGGUAGAAUUCCUUCCUGUGAAGAAAGCCUAAAAUCCAUCCAGAAACUUGGUCAUUCAGCAUUAUUUAUAUUAUGUACAAAUGAUGUUGGGUGUGAAGUCAAUUAGGUGUGUUCCUUCAUUGUUUUCUUUAAUAUGUUUUUUUUAAUCCAGAGUAGUUAUUUAAUUGGGAAAGACACAAUUUAAAAAAUCAAAACCAGGUUACUCCCAAGUCAUACCUUGUGAGAUUCUACUCUUCUGUGUAAAACACCUACCUAACAAAUAAGUUAGAUGACACUGGAAAAUAUUUUCAUCAACAAAGGUGGUGUCAAAAGUCAUUGUCAGUCAGACAGCUGGAGAAUGGGUGAAGUGGUCCAUUAUUGGCAGAUCAUCUGUGUUGCUCCACCUCUCUGUCUCCAGAGUACCUUUUCUCCUUCUACCUACAAUAUAGUUCCUGAAAUUGUGAUGUCUGUAUUUUCUAUUAUUCUCAUCCCAGGAUAGCAGACAUGUAUUCAUCCAUAGAUCAAGUCCUUUUGAUAAAAGGGCUUGAACCACCACCCCAACUGUCCAGAUAUUCCUCUGAAGAACAAAUCCAGGCCACAAUAUCUUGCCAUUACCUUUGUGUUCUCAAGGCCCUAUAAAUUCAUUAACUCUUGAGAGUCCCAUCACAUUCAUAAUUCUUCCAUACAUACACAUCAUUCCUUGAGGCAAGCAUCACAUGUAAUCUAUUCAUUAAAACCUCAGACUCAAGUCCCUUGCUUGGCACAGAAUGGGGAUGGUGCGUGCGCGCACGCACGUGUGUGUGUGUGUGUGUGUGUGUGUGUGUGUGUGUGUGUGUGUGACUUUGAUUUGAAAGCCCAUUCUUUUUUCUUCAGUUUCUUAUCUCAGUCACAACAACUGAAAUUGAUGCAGGGACAACUCAGGACUCUUGUACGUUGGUCCCAUGAGUUUCUGAAUUCGCGAGCAGUAGCAUCAUGAGAUAAUAAAAUAGAGUUUCCUGUCAUAAAGAAGAGCCUACCUUCUCAUUUAGGAAACAUUUUGAAAAUGAUUACUUAAAAGCAGUUCAGAUAUGGAUUAGACAAAUGAAGCUAGAACAGAGAAUUUGCUAGAUCAAUAAUUUGGAAAUCUGGGGAAAACGUGGAAAUAUUUUGUAGCAAAAGGGUUACUAGGGGCAAUUUUGUAAGAUAGAUUAAGAAACAUUCUAUGUGACUUAAAAGUGACUUGCAGGAUGGCUUGUGAGACAGUCACUUGUCUGAAACUUUUGGCUUGGGCUUUUUAUCAGUUGAAAUACUGACUCCCAAGUGUUUUUACAGUGCACAUUUGGAGGUUAAUUCAGUGUGUGAUUGAUUAGAUUACCAUUUUUCUACUCAGGGUACAUCAUCAGCCAUUAUUAAGAGCUGCAACUUGGACUAGAAUUGCAUCAAACAGCAUUUGGAAGCUGAAAUCUGUUAAUGUCACUCUGAUUCCUUUAUAUUGCUCCCAACUGCAGAGAUUUUAUAAAUGUGUUUUAGCUUAAGGUUAAAUUAUUGCACAUGAAAAAUAAUUUUUCUCAUCUUUCAUAUCCCAAGGAAAUUUAAUAAUAAGGUGCGUCUAGCAUUCUAUGUUUAUAUUUAUAUGUAUACACAUACACAUAUGUGAGGAAAACAUUUGCAUUAUUUUACAUCAUAUAGUUACAAUCAUUUUCUGUUUUGCUAAAAUGUCUAUGACUUUACUUUUAUCCAUUAUUUCCUCAUAACUUAAUCUUGAAUAUAUUUCUUUUACAAGCAUCAUUUAUUUGGUAUUUCCUUGGCUCUGUGCUAAAUCUAGGUGGCUACAGAAAGUACGGGUUAGAAUGCUUCCUUUAAUCUGGUGGGAGAAAAAGAUGUCUGCAAAAGUAGCUUAGACUAGAAUGAACUAGGAGUGCUGGGGGAAGCAAUAAAAAUAAGAUCCUGUGGCUUUAACACUGAACCAUACUCCUAAUAUUGGGCUUUUAUUGCCCUAUGUGGGUCUGGAUACAGACGAAUUAUCCCCAGGAAUUGUCAAAAUGAUGUCAACUAUACCAUUCAGGAAGGAUUGUAGUGCUUCCUUGAGUACAGCCACCAUUAAGACAUUGGUGUCAAGGUAGGAGAUUAUGAGAGAUGAAUGGUGCAUGUCAAAAUCUAACCUGCCAAGGAGCUCUUCAAGAUUGUGACAUACUAUUUGGCUUUGGAUUACUAAGGAAUGCUUCUACUUUUUCCCCAUUUAGCAGAUAAACUAUAGCUCUGCAAGCAAAUAAGAGGCACAUAAUGGCUUUCACAAGCAUGGCCAUGCUUAGACAAGGAACUGCCUUAGACUAAUGUCUUUUGAUAGUAUAGGGUAAGGCUGUGAGAUUAUUUAUUUUAACUUUUAUUUUUUGGCAAUAUUACAUACUUUUAGAUGAUGAAGCAAACUAAGAUAUUUUGUCAUGGUUUGAAAGAAAGGACUUGUAUCAAUAGCCUGAUGCCACUGUGAAUUCUAGCUCAUAUUUACUCUGCUGAAAAAAUAUAUUGUAUUUCCUAAACAUCCUUGCAAAUUGUCUGUGAUACAAAAUCCUUAGUCAUAACAAAGUCAUUUGCACCAAUAAGUUCAGCUAUCUUUCUACCAUUGCUUCCUGGUUGGCAUUUUGUGCAACAUGUGAUGUGUAUAAAUGAUAAACAAAAUAACAAUAAUAAAACACUUUGAUUCUUUUA